Molecule: messenger RNA, 1665 nt
Organism: Panicum hallii
Lineage: Eukaryota; Viridiplantae; Streptophyta; Magnoliopsida; Poales; Poaceae
Product: auxin-responsive protein IAA6-like
Exons: 7
Coding region: 328-1335 (335 amino acids)
Biological process (GO): regulation of DNA-templated transcription
Cellular component (GO): nucleus
Molecular function (GO): protein binding
Source: RefSeq, a predicted model, not a curated record
CGCUCCACGGGCGCACGCCGAGUCACCAAAGCGCACUCCGCCAGGGCAAAGGAUGCGAGCGCGGGAUAAAAAGGAGAGCUGUAUGGGACAAAAGGGGAAAGCCUAGAAAGGAACAGCGGGCAAGAGGCUCGGGGCACCCGCGCGCCGCUGUGGUAGCGGUACCAGUAGUUCAAGAGCCAACCGCAUCCCGCGAUCCUCACCUUGGCUUGCUUCCAGCUGGCCAUUUCCCACCUGGGCUCUGGAGCGAGCUCUCGCCUCUCGGGCUGUAAGGAGGGUUGUUGUUUGGACUCUUGAAGGCUCUGGAUUAGCUCACCAAGAACCAGUCCCAUGGGAGACGCCGAAGAGAGAGAAAGUACUCUUCCACGGCUGCUAGAUCUUAUCCCUGACGGGAAAGAAUGGGAGGCGAGGGAAGCACGAGGUGAAGGAAGAUCAAGAAACACGGGCUUUGGGAGCGAGGAGGACAGGAAGCUAGAGCUGAAACUCGGCCUUCCUGGUCUCAUAGAAGAAGAGACGGCAACAGUGUCAAGGCAUGAAGGGAUACAGCGAGAGAGGCCAGCUCUGUCUCUUUGUUGCUUCCGUGAACCCUCAAAGCCGACCACAAACACUACUACAACUGGGACAAAGAGGGUGUUCUUAGACACCAUUGAGGCCAAAACAGAAGGUUGUGAUAAGCAGAAACAGCAGGCCAGAGCUGGAUGUGGGAACGAACUAGCACUGGAGCAAAAGAUUGCAGUGGUGAGCGAGAGAAAAAAAGGAUGCUGCGCACCACCAUCACAUGCUCCUCCCGCAGCAUCUGUGCGCAACAGACCACAGGCCCAGGGAAGAGGUGCUUCAGCUCGGGCAGUGGGUUGGCCUCCAAUCGGAUCCUUCAGGAGAAACCUUGCCAAUGGUAGUUCAUCCAAACAAUCAACUGGGCAACAAAAGGGUGAAGCUAGCACGAAGGAGAAGGUCACCUGCAUUAAGAAUCCUCUAGUAAAAAUCAACAUGGACGGGAUCCCCAUUGGAAGGAAAGUAAACCUUGCAGCCUAUGACAGCUACGAGAGGCUAUCGUUGGCUGUCAAAGAGCUUUUCCAAGGUUUUCUUGAAGCUCAAAAGGAUCUAUCUAGUGCUGAGAGUGGGCAGCUACGAGCAGAUGAAAAAAUAUUUUCUCAAUUAUUGAAUGGAUCUGGUGAAUAUACUCUAGUUUACGAAGACAAUGAAGGAGACAGGAUGCUGGUGGGAGACGUGCCGUGGAAUGUAUUUGUCUCAACUGCUAAGAGGCUGAGGGUUUUGAGGAGCUCAGAGCUUUCCCAUGGUUUGGUUGGAGUGUCUCCUAGAAGAGUACAAAAUUGCUGAAAGCCUGAAACAGCAACAGAAUUCUAUCAUUCGGAAUGUGAGGAACCGAAGCUGGCCCAUUCCGAUUUCAGGAUGACACCUAUUUUUUUCCUGUAGAGACUAAUCUAAUGAGAUGAACUAGCAUAUGUCAGAUGCAUGGGAAGGUGCUGGCUAUUUUGUAAAAUUAGGGUACCAUGUAAUUUAUUGUUGUAGGUUGUUGUAGGUGAUGUCCUAAAGUAAUUCUACAUGGUUUUGGCAUUGGAUUUUUAAGACAGCUUGCAGAUGAAAGGCUUACCCAUGUAAAAUUCCUUCUUCUCUGUGACAUUUGUAUUCAGUUCUUUUGUAACCCAA